CGGGGUCGCGUUUCCGGUGCCGGUGGCAGCAGAAGGAGUUGAAGCCCAAGUAGCUGGAUUGGUGCGUGUUUCAUUCCAGCUGUAGCACAUUUCAACAGUCUGGCUUGCAGUAGGACAGCAGGAUCCCAGUGGAGAUUGAGACCAUGGCCAAUAGCGAGCGCACCUUCAUUGCCAUCAAGCCUGAUGGAGUCCAGCGUGGCCUUGUGGGAGAGAUCAUCAAGCGUUUUGAGCAGAAGGGAUUCCGCCUUGUUGCCAUGAAAUUCAUGCAGGCUUCUGAAGACCUUCUCAAGGAGCACUAUAUUGACCUGAAGGACCGUCCAUUCUUUGCUGGCCUGGUGAAAUACAUGCACUCAGGGCCAGUGGUUGCCAUGGUCUGGGAGGGGCUGAAUAUUGUGAAGACAGGUCGAGUGAUGCUUGGGGAGACCAACCCUGCAGACUCCAAGCCUGGGACCAUCCGUGGGGACUUCUGCAUCCAAGUUGGCAGGAACAUUAUCCAUGGCAGUGAUUCUGUGGAGAGUGCAGAGAAGGAGAUUGCCUUGUGGUUUCACCCUGAGGAACUGGUGAAUUACAAGAGCUGUGCUCAGAACUGGAUCUACGAGUGACAUGGAAGCAGACCACAGUGCUUGUCCCACCCCCGUUCCCCUCCCUCUCAUGGGCAGGGGCCAGGUCAUAGCAAAUCUAGUUAUUUCUGAGAACUUGCUUUUCAUCUGGAGGGAAGCUCUUGGAGCUGUGGGUGCUCCCUGUACAGUGUUACGUGCUGUCUAUCAUCAGAUUGAAAUGUUUCAUCUCAAGGAAGGA
Molecule: messenger RNA, 798 nt
Organism: Balaenoptera musculus (blue whale)
Lineage: Eukaryota; Metazoa; Chordata; Mammalia; Artiodactyla; Balaenopteridae
Gene: NME1
Product: NME/NM23 nucleoside diphosphate kinase 1
Exons: 6
Coding region: 144-602 (152 amino acids)
Biological process (GO): UTP biosynthetic process; CTP biosynthetic process; GTP biosynthetic process
Molecular function (GO): nucleoside diphosphate kinase activity
Source: RefSeq, a predicted model, not a curated record